UAAAUAACUUUUAAAGAAAGUGAAGUUUUUUACUUAUAAGUAAAUUGUGAACUCAAGCAAACAUUUUAAAGAAAAAAAGCACAAAUUUUUACAAAUACUUAUUACACGAAAUCAAAUUAAGUCAUUCAAAUCAAACAUGUCUUCAACUCAAACCUUGUACUCAAUGUGGUCGUCCCUAUUGAUACCAAUGAAGCCGGUCGUAUGCCGGACUCAAUUGGCCAAACAAUAUAGACUGAUAUCAAUGUUCAUAAUUUAUAUGAUCUUAACAACUGUUUCACAACUGACACCAAAGACAAUGGCCACCAAUACCUGUCCAUCGAUGUGUUCUUGCAUUUGGCGAAACGGAAAACAGACGGCACUUUGUGAGAAACAGUCACUCAUAUCAAUACCGUCGGGUAUAUCUUCGGGCACUCAAGUACUCAAUCUUAAUAAAAACAACUUUCAAAUACUUCCGUCUAAAGUGUUUCAGGAAAGAGGACUCAUUAACUUACAGAAGGUAUUUCUCGCCGAAUGCAAACUCGGAGUCAUAGCCGACGACGCCUUCACUCAACUGACAAAUCUGAUUGAGUUAGAUCUGAGCGACAAUUUGCUGACCCAAGUGCCCACCCGUGCCCUAAAAGACGCCUUUAAUUUGCGUCGACUUCAGCUCAAUCAGAAUCCCAUACAAGUGAUCAAAUCGGAAGCAUUUAUCUCAUUAAAUGGAUUAAAAUCAUUAGAUCUGUCAGGAUCACAAAUAGAUUUGAUAGAACCGGGAGCUUUUCGAGGUCUGGAUAGACUGGAAUUUCUCAAACUGGAUAACAAUCGUUUGACAACAUUGUCGGUAACGGUGGUCAGCGAUCUGCCGCCACUCUAUUCGUUUGAUUUGCACAAAAAUCCGUGGAAUUGUGAUUGUGAUCUAAGAGGUUCCCGGGAAUGGAUGCUUCGAAACAAUGUUCCCCAAUCUAUACCACCCACCUGUCAGACACCUCAACGGGUUUCGGGUCUUAUGUGGAACUCAUUAGAUGUGGACGACUUUGCCUGCGCUCCCGAUAUCAUCAGCACUGUCACUGAGGUCACCAAAUAUGUUGGCGGAAACGCCACUCUAUCGUGUGUUGUCAAAGGACUUCCUCAACCAAAGAUUUUUUGGUAUGUCGACGACGGCUUCUAUAGAAAUCUGUCGUCACAUUUGGUCAGAGGAGAGAAAUUUUUCUUAUAUGAGGAGAAAAACGACGGAAUUGUAAAUUCAAUGCUUACCAUCGCUGGUCUCGAAGAAUCUGAUUCCCAAUCAUUUAUCUGUUCGGCUGAGAACCGAGCGGGAGUGGCCACCAAAAACUUUACCAUUUCUGUGAUGGCACUGCCAUUUGGUGUAGUGCCCGGUUGGUCAAAAGUCGAAGUUGCCGGUGCUGUUGUAGGCGUUCUAUCAUCACUUGUCUUUGUAUUUGUUUUGGUGACAAUAUUUUUGAUCCGAAGCCGUCGCGCCCAUCAUUCACCCGAUGACAAACCAUCGCCCAUAUCUGUACUCAAGAAUCUUUCGCCUGGAGUUAAGUGCGAAUCGUCGGGACUUAAAAGUCAUGUCACAGUUAUUGGUAAAGACGGAAAUGAGAAGAAACCUGAAAACGGUAACAAUAGCUCCGGCUAUGGUUCAGGUGGUAUGACUCCAGAUCUGACUAAAACUGGAUUCGACUUAAACGGUUAUCACAAUAAUAUUAACGGUAAUGGAUAUAUUGAUACCAAUUUUUCGCCUCAAAUCAUGUCCACAAAUAUUAGUUAUCAAAAUCAAAGCCAUGUAUCGGUCGGUGAUCAAAGUUUUCAACAAAUGGCACCCGAUUUGGGUCAACAGCAGUAUAACUAUAACUACGAUAACUAUCAAGAAGUAUAUGACGCCGACGGCUACUGCACAGGACUGCCUGCCAGUGUAGUCGCACAAGUCUUUCCUCCAAACUAUCAUCACAACUAUAAUAAUGAAACCUUUGAGGACGACCAGCAUAGUCAACAACUGGCAUACGACCAACAAUGUUAUGCCGGCCAAUAUGGCGUGUCGUCGACGAAUCAUUAUUUGCCUCAAGAGUCUCCACUGCCACAGACAUCGACACUCCAGCAACAACAGUGGAAAAGGAGUCCAGUAGCUCAGGGGUCCGGUCUGGUGCAGCCAACAGUGGUCCGGUACUCACCCGAUGAAGGCUAUGCCGAAGAACCGGCACCUUUUCAUUUAGAGGGAACAGAAGUCUAG
Messenger RNA from Oppia nitens, 2209 nucleotides. Its product is annotated as leucine-rich repeat-containing protein 4-like. Bases 137 to 2209 code for a protein of 690 amino acids. The record is from RefSeq and is a predicted model, not a curated record. Gene Ontology annotation, molecular function: protein binding. The transcript has 4 exons. Lineage: Eukaryota; Metazoa; Arthropoda; Arachnida; Sarcoptiformes; Oppiidae.